ACGGAAAUAAUAAAAUGAAUUCUAUCGACAAAAAAAAAAGUAAAAAAAGACAACCAAUUUACUUUUGUUUACAGAAAAAAUAUUACAAAGAAGACAAAGAUACUUGCAAGAAAGAGAAAAAAAAAAAGCAGGUUAAAAAACAACAAAAUUGUAUGACCUUAAAACAAGAAAUGGAAAAUGACUUGGACCAAUUUGAACAGUUUUAUUUGCCAAAUAUAAGUGAAACACAGGAAGAGCAGGAAAUUAAAAUAGAAGUACAUUUAACAGGCAAUUGUUACAAUGAGUACAUAACAGAAGUAGAAGAAAAUAAGCCGUUGAGUACAACCACUGACUUAUCAAUGGAUACAAAGUUGCACUACAUUGAAAAUACUGACAAAUGUAGUUCGACAACCCAGAUUUGUCCACAAUAUUUUAACAAAAGUAAUGGCAGUUUCAAUGAAUCAUGUUUUGAGCCAAUUAUAAAAAUUGAAUUGGGAGAUUGUGACUGCGAAAACAAGGUUGAAGUAGAAGAAGCAGAUGAACAUUGGAACACAUAACUUACCACUGACUUGUUGAACAAUGUGAAGACAGAUUGCACUGUAGUUUAACAACCCAAACUACUUUUUUAUAAAAAAAAUUGAAGAAAAUGCAUACAGUGUAAUUGAAUUGAGUAUCAUGACGAAAAUCAAGAAAUAUAAAAGAAAUCAUUGCAUAAUACUUUGACAUUCGACAAGCAGCACAAGAAAAUCAGCAGACAAGCGAGAAAAACUAGCAACAUUUACGUACACCUACACAUGUGGAAUGUGCUUUAAGCCUUUUUCGACAAAAGGACCAACGGGAUACCAGGUACUUAUUUAGCCUAAAUUAAUUUACAGGGACAGUGUCAGCUGGUAAAUCGCCUAGCCAUAGGAAACGGAAUCGACUGCUAAGCUGUUGCCUAAAAUAACACUACUAAGGUGCCUCUUUACCUCUUUGAUUUGCUGACUAACAGUAUUAUAUUAUAUCAAGCAUAAGUUGCAUUGCACUAGCAAAAUAAGCAUGAGAAUUUGUGGACUUGAAGAAAAAAUCCAUGUUGUUGAUAAUGAUGUCACUGUUAAAGAAAUCAUUAGAGAUAUAGUUAGAUCAAAGGAAAAAGCUGAUGCGUUUUAUAUAUUUGAUAUUGGUGAUCUUGUAAACAAAGUUAAAAUAUGGAAGGAACAAAUGCCUCGUGUGAAACCUUUUUAUGCUGUAAAAUGCAACGACAACUUACUUUUAUUGGAAACUCUAGCAGCGUUAGGUCUCUGUUUCGACUGUGCUUCAAAAGUCGAGAUAAAGAAAGUAAUGGAUUUGGGAGUUGAUCCGUCUCGGAUCAUAUUUGCUAAUCCGAUCAAAAUGGUUUCACAUAUUAAAUACGCCAUGAGUCAGUGUGUCAACUUGACAACAUUUGACAAUGAACUAGAACUCUACAAGAUCAAGUCCAUUCAUCCAUCUUGCAAAUUAGUCAUCCGAAUUCGUUGCGACGCGUCUUCAUCUCUAUUGUCACUUGGUGUGAAGUUUGGUUGUGAUCCUUAUACAGAAGCUCCGGCACUGUUAUCGUUGGCUCGAGAUUUAGAUUUGUCCGUCGUGGGCGUUAGUUUUCACGUGGGAUCUGGCUGCACCGAACCUACUGCUUUCCGACGGGCUAUUUCCGCUUCGGCGUCCAUUUUCCGUCUUGCCGAACAACUAGGGUUUUCAAAUAUGUACGUGCUAAAUAUUGGCGGCGGUUUUUUAGGAAACAAGAAUUCUUCAUUAGAACAAUUUUCCGAUAUAGUGAAUGAUGCUCUGAACGAAUGGUUUCCGCCUUCAAGUGGUGUGACUAUUAUCGCAGAACCGGGCAGAUAUUUUGCGGAAACAGCUUUUACUCUAGCUACCAAAAUCUAUUCGAUCAAGAACCGUCCAAACGAAGAACACAUAAUGUAUUUUAUUAACGAAGGAUUUUACGGGUCAUUUAGAGGCCCUAUUCUCGAGCAGUCAACUUUGGUGCCGCCCAAGCCACUGUUUGAAAAUUCAGCGAGCCCAGUAGUCAAGAGUUCUCUAUGGGGACCAACUGGCGGUGCUUUGGACAUAAUAGUCGAUUCCAUUAAUUUGCCACGGAUGCAUAUGGGCGAUUGGAUUACAUUUGAGAAUUUGGGAGCAUACACCAUACCCGUCGCCUGUACGUUUAAUGGUUUCCCCUUAUCCAAAAUCUUUGCUGUUGUCAACCGACGAAUUUGGCAUAAAUUAAAAAACCUGAUGCCGAUAUCAGAAGAACACUUUACAACUGAGCCUAUUGUCGCUACGAUUAAAAGGGCACGAGCAGAAUCAAGCGAUGAUGUUUUAUGGGACGACACCGAUAUCGAACAUACCAUACAAUAUCCAUGUCUUCAUUUGAAAAAAGUGUUCACCUCUCUAGAAAUAUAAUAAUAGUUUUGUAGGUUUUUAUAAGAAAAUUUAUUAAGUUUACUUUUAUUGUUGUUAAAAGUUGACAUACAUUUUUGUUAGCAUUAACUGAAUUGAGUAAAGAGGCAGCUCCUGGAUAUUUUACAUUAUUAUUUUUAAUCAUUUUAUUUAUGUAUUUUCAAUUUACUUAUAGUAUAAUAUAAGUGUUGUUAUUUUCUAAACAUAACUAUAUUUAUUGGAUUUGAGUUUAUUAUAGCAGAACAUA
This is a messenger RNA of Adelges cooleyi (spruce gall adelgid), 2641 nucleotides long. RefSeq names its product ornithine decarboxylase-like. The transcript has 14 exons. The record is from RefSeq and is a predicted model, not a curated record. Gene Ontology annotation, molecular function: ornithine decarboxylase activity. The coding region runs from base 1018 to 2397 and encodes 459 amino acids. NCBI's taxonomy places the organism in Eukaryota, Metazoa, Arthropoda, Insecta, Hemiptera, Adelgidae. Gene Ontology annotation, cellular component: cytoplasm.